This is a messenger RNA of Amphibalanus amphitrite, 2094 nucleotides long. RefSeq names its product protein farnesyltransferase subunit beta-like. The transcript is spliced from 10 exons. Gene Ontology annotation, biological process: protein farnesylation. Bases 376 to 1761 code for a protein of 461 amino acids. Gene Ontology annotation, molecular function: protein farnesyltransferase activity. The record is from RefSeq and is a predicted model, not a curated record. Gene Ontology annotation, cellular component: protein farnesyltransferase complex. Lineage: Eukaryota; Metazoa; Arthropoda; Thecostraca; Balanomorpha; Balanidae.
UGCAAAUAUCUGUUAUUUAAGAUUAUAAAAGUACUCGUUCUCCGUUUAAAUGUGUUGCUUUUCGGUGCUAUUAAUUUAAUUUUUUAGUGAAAUGAAGUGCCAUAAAGAUUUUGACACCGUACAGUGCCGAAAUGUGGAGAAGCAGUGAUCGAUGCAGCCCAACGCUAACAGUUGCAGAUGGAGAAAGAACAGGACGAAACCACUACCUUUAUGCAUUUCGAAAUUGUUUCAUAAAUGGUGUGCUGUGGGUGGAUUUCUGUGUCUGCAAUACAAGCUAUGAGACAUAAAGUAUCCAUUUGAAAGCAAAACACUUGUUUUGUAAUAUAUUUCCUCAGUUAUCACUCCAGUAGAUUGUCAACAUUUGGAGCUACAGUCAUGGAUAAAGCAGAGCAGCUGGAUGAUGCUCAGACUUCUGCUGAAAAUGUGCCCGACAACUCGAGAUACCUAAGCCUGGAUGACAUCAAGCAAUAUAGGCUGGAUGAUGAAGGUGUUCCUACUGACACUUCCAUGAAUCAGAAAAAAGUGGAAGACACCAUAGAGGAAUGCUUGUCAAAGUUUUUUGAUCGGGCUUCUGUGGAUCCAGAGCUUCCAAAGUUAGCAAGGGAGCACCACAUUGAGCUGCUAUGUCGAUCUCUGUCUUACCUUUCUGGCAACUAUGAGUGCCUGGACGCCAGCCGGCCGUGGCUCUGCUACUGGAUCCUGCACGCCCUCGACGUGCUCGGCCACACGCUGCCCGUUGAACAGGUGGACACGGUGACGGCCUUCCUGGCGCGCUGUCAGUCGGCCGAGGGCGGCUUCGGCGGCGGGCCCGGCCAGCUGCCCCACCUGGCCGCCACGUACGCAGCCGUCAGCGCGCUGGCCAGCCUGGGCACCGAGGCCGCCUACCAGGUGAUAGACAGGCCGGGUCUGCGCCGGUUCCUGCGGCGCUGCCUCAACAGCGACGGCUCGUUCUCGAUGCACGACGACGGCGAGGUGGAUAUCCGCGGCGCCUACUGCGCUGCCGCCGUUGCGCGGCUCACCAACGUCUAUGAGGACGCCCUGUUCGAGAAGACGGCCGAGUGGCUCUCCAGCUGUCAGACGUACGAGGGCGGGUUCUCGGGCACCCCUGGGCUGGAGGCCCACGGCGGCUAUACGUUCUGCGGCCUGGCGGCGCUGGCACUGCUGGGCCACGAGCGGCUCUGCGACCUCGACUCACUCAUGCGGUGGGUGACGAACCGCCAGAUGGCGCUGGAGGGCGGCUUCUCGGGCCGCACGCAGAAACUGGUGGACGCCUGCUACGCGUACUGGCAGGGUGCCGUGUUUCCCAUUAUCCACACGCUGCUGGCCAAGGAAGGUUCUGAGACGCUGAGCCGGGAGCGCUGGAUGUUCCACCAGGAGGCGCUACAGCACUACCUGCUGCACUGCUGCGAGAACGCCCACGGCGGCUUCUUCGACAAGCCCGGAAAGAACCGGGACUUUUACCACACGUGUUACGCGCUGAGCGGUCUGUCGAUAGCGCAGAACUUCCACCUGGGCAGGCAGCACCACCCGCGGGUGGUCGGACACCAAAACAACCAGCUGGAGCUGGUACACCCCAUCUACAACCUGGUUGUGACAAAGGCGAUAGCCGCUACCGAGUACUUCAGUAAGCUGGCCGUGCCGACGGAGGCCGACUGCUCCAAGCAGGCCGGCUCGCCACGGGAGGCGGAUCUCAGCGGGGGGUCGCCGGAGGAGCGGUCCGGACCGGCCGGGGAUGCUGCCGGAGCGCCGGCCGGCCAGUGACUGCCCAACAGACCGGCGGCGCCGCCGGGCGAGGGAGGGGGGAGGGGGGAACUGAGAGGUGCUUCGGUGACGGCCGUAAUGACCGGGACUCUGUGCAACAAAGACAGCCGGCUGCCGCGUCUACUUACCGCGCCUCCGUCCACACGUGGACCGACAAACGCUUUGUGCCGUCAACUCCUGUACAAGUCAGACUGCCCAGAGGGACGACAAUAUAUCAGUCGGUGUUGUGCUAUUCUUUGUGUCACCGUGUGCCGAGCGACGGAAAUGUUGUGAGUGACACUUAUGACCAUCUGUUGAAAAAGCAAAUAAUAAAAGUGCUGUGGUAGACUUGAA